CCUCCCACCGCCGCGGCCAUCUCAAUCUUUCACGUCCCUCACAAAUUUGCAAACCUCCCCUCCCUUCACACAUUGACAACAACAGACAGGUCUUCGCAUCUGUACUUUCCUGGUCAACAUCUGCCAGCACCUCUUCAACCCCUACCAUCGUUUUUACCAUCACCUGGUUAUUCUCACCGAAAUCUCAUCAGCCAUGGCGGAGCCUAUCAGAAACAAGCGGCCAGACAUCCCCACCGCUCCCACCCCGCAAAACACCCCGGCAAGCAAUGCUCCUAUCUCAUCGCACGCCCAGCAGCCCGGAGUCGCUAGCAUCAAGGAAGAGGACCUGGACCGUGUCGCUGCUGCUUCGAUCUUUGCCCAGAACCCCAAGCUUGUCUCUCUGAUCCAGGGCCGUCUCAGCACCCUUGUCGGCCGAUCGUCGGGUUACAUCGAGUCCCUCCCGCCCCAGAUCAAGCGCCGUGUCGCCGGCUUGAAGGGGAUCCAGAAGGACCACUCCAAGCUUGAGGCCGAGUUCCAGGAGGAGGUCCUGCAGCUGGAGAAGAAGUAUUUUGCCAAGUUCACCCCCUUGUACGAGAAACGUGCCACCAUCGUGAACGGCGGGGCCGAGCCCACCGAGGAUGAGAUCAAGGCCGGCGAGGAAGACGAUGAGCCCGAGGAGGGUGAGGACGCCGAGGAGAAGUCGGGCGAAUCUGCCGAGACAGCCGAGGACAAGGCUGGCGUCGCAGGCAUCCCCGAGUUCUGGCUUUCUGCUAUGAAGAACCAGAUCUCGCUCGCCGAAAUGAUCACCGACCGUGACGAGGAUGCCCUGAAACGUCUGACUGAUAUCCGGAUGGAGUACCUUGACAAGCCCGGCUUCCGUCUCAUUUUCGAGUUUGCCGAGAACGACUUCUUCACCAACAAGACCAUGACCAAGACAUACUUCUACCGGAACGAGAGUGGCUACGGUGGCGACUUCAUCUACGACCAUGCCGAGGGCGACAAGAUCGACUGGAAAGCGGGCAAGGACUUGACCGUCCGGGUUGAGCAGAAGAAGCAGCGCAACAAGAACACGAAGCAAACCCGCAUCGUCAAGAAGACCGUCCCCACCGAGUCGUUCUUCAACUUCUUCUCCCCGCCCAAGGCUCCGACUGAGGACGACGACGACGCUGCCUCGGACAUCGAGGAGCGCCUUGAACUGGACUACCAGCUGGGCGAGGAUAUCAAGGAGAAGCUCAUUCCCCGUGCCAUCGACUGGUUCACCGGCGAGGCUCUUGCAUACGAGGAGAUUGACGAGGACGACUUUGAGGGCGAAUUUGAGGACGAAGAUGACGAGGAUGAUGAUGAUCUCAGCGAGGAUCACGACGAUGACGAGGAGUCUGAGGAAGAUGAUGAGGAUGGUUCAAAGCCCAAGCAGGAGGCUGCGGAGUGCAAACAGAGCUAAAGGAGGCCCGAGAGAGUUCUACCGAUAUCUUCGAGCAACGGCCGAUGAUACUUGGCUCCCCUCCUUCGCAUAAUCCCGGGCUUCGCCACAAAUAAUCUCUCACUACACGAUGCGGUUCCUGGGACUUGUUUAUCGCGUACAUGGAUGGUUGAUAGAAAAAUAAUACUACUGCACGGGGACAGAGGGGGC
Phialemonium atrogriseum is the source of this 1609-nucleotide messenger RNA. Its product is annotated as putative nucleosome assembly protein. Gene Ontology annotation, molecular function: histone binding; chromatin binding. The transcript has 5 exons. The record is from RefSeq and is a predicted model, not a curated record. Gene Ontology annotation, cellular component: nucleus; chromatin. The coding region runs from base 194 to 1420 and encodes 408 amino acids. NCBI's taxonomy places the organism in Eukaryota, Fungi, Ascomycota, Sordariomycetes, Cephalothecales, Cephalothecaceae. Gene Ontology annotation, biological process: nucleosome assembly.